GGUUGAAGCUUUGCGAGAAGCAGCAACUGCUAUUGAGCAAGAAAAAGAAGUCCUCCUGGAGAUGAUCCACAGCAUCCAGAACAGCCAGGACAUGCGGCAGAUCAGUGAUGGAGAACGAGAAGAACUGAAUCUGACUGCAAACCGUUUGAUGGGACGAACCCUCACCGUUGAAGUUUCAGUAGAAACAAUCAGAAACCCACAGCAGGAAGAGUCCCUGAAGCACGCCACGAGGAUUAUAGAUGACGUGGUCAGCAAGUUCCUGGAUGACCUGGGCAGUGCCAAAUGUCACUUAAUGUCACUCUACAGCGCGUGUUCUUCUGAGGUGCCACCAGGCCCAGUGGAUCAGAAGUUUCAGUCUAUAGUGAUUGGUUGUGCUCUUGAGGAUCAGAAGAAAAUCAAGAGAAGACUAGAGACUCUGCUUAGAAACAUCGAGAACUCAGACAAGGCCAUCAAGCUGCUAGAGCAUUCGAAAGGAGCCAGCUCCAAAGUUCUGCAAGCAAAUGCCGAGAGCAGACUGAACUAGUCUCCAAGCUUACAGGCACACGGGUCAUGUCAAGAUGCUAAGAUGCUACUUUAAGUGACAGUAGUUCUUUAUGUCAGGCAUAGCCACUUACUUGAUAGGAACAGUUAUUUCAGAUGAGGAAACUAUUGCAGUGUCAGUUUUGCAACUCAAUUGAAACUAGUAUUUUAAUUAUCUAGAGAUUUUAGACUGAAUCCUUGCCUCAUACUAGGAUAUAGCACUAUGUAUUUUACUAUUUUGUAGAUGAGCACAGUAUGUGGGGAAAGUAAAGCUCAGCUAGGGGCAAAGUGUCACUGGUCUUUGCUAGACUGGGACAGAGAAAUCGAUCCGGGACUGGAGCCUUCAGAAGCUCCUGCCUUCUGCAGUGCACACCCUGCGCGAACAGCAAGUGUGCCUCGAUUCCAGGGAACACAGGCAAGCCUGUCCUGCAUCCUCCCACUCAUACAGAUGUCUCCAGGCAUCUGUUUAUACCAGAUUACUUUGAAGCUAAAGAUUUAUGCAUAAUAUAUUUUUACAUACUUGAACACAUGGGUUAGAAUGUGAGACAAUCAUCUUUCGUUUUACCAGUGUGAAUAAUUACAUAUUCACUUGGUCUCUCAAAUGCAUUCUUCUAAAAUUUCUACGUUGUAACUUGCCUUUUCUUAAAAUGCUGCUUGUCAAUUUAAAAGGCUGUCUUUUUGUAGCUGUGCCAUAAAGUACUUGUCCAUUCCCCCCUUGGACAUAUGGGUUGUUUGGAGCUUGUUGCUGUUACUGAGACGUGUUCAUGUACACAGCACUUUCUCUUCCUUGUUUCAGUUCCCAGCUUGGGGUGCACUGGGUCAAAGGUUUAUACAUUUUCAUGGCCUGACACUUCUACAUUUUUUUGGUAUAAAUGCUGUGAGUUUAUACUGUCUUCAUUAAUUAAAUGUAGCCAAUUCACUGAAAUCUUUUCAACACUGAUGAUUAAAUUUUUCUAACAUUAAGACAUAAAACACCUUA
Heterocephalus glaber (naked mole-rat) is the source of this 1498-nucleotide messenger RNA. NCBI's taxonomy places the organism in Eukaryota, Metazoa, Chordata, Mammalia, Rodentia, Bathyergidae. The record is from RefSeq and is a predicted model, not a curated record.